GGUAAAAAAAACCCCACUUCCUGUCGUCGUCUACUAACAUCUGAAAGAAAUCUUAUGGAAGUAUUUUGGUUUGAAAGAAAAUAAUAAUAAGAUAAUUUCAAGAUGUCUUCAACGAAGAGAGUGAACACAACAGCCACAGCUAGACUGAAACAAGAUUACAUGAGAUUAAUGAAAGAUCCUGUACCAUAUGUUAGAGCAAUUCCACUUCCAUCAAAUAUUUUAGAAUGGCAUUAUGUUGUUCAGGGACCAGAAAAAACUUCUUAUGAAGGGGGUAUUUAUCAUGGAAAAUUGAUUUUCCCAAGAGAAUUCCCUUUUAAACCUCCUAGUAUUUAUAUUAUUACACCUAAUGGCAGAUUUAAAUGUAAUACAAGGUUGUGUUUAUCUAUAAGUGAUUUUCAUCCAGAUACCUGGAAUCCAGCAUGGUCUGUUGCCACUAUUUUAACAGGUUUACUAAGUUUUAUGUUAGAGAAGAGUCCAACAUUAGGUAGCAUAGAAACUUCAGAUUACACAAAACGUCAACUUGCUUCUCAAAGUGGACCAUUUAAUCUCAAUAAUAAAACAUUUUGUGAACUAUUUCCUGACUUAACAGAGGAAAUUCAGACAGAAAUAAAGAGAAGAGAGGAAGAAUUAAAACAAGCGACAGAAAGUAGUGGACGAUUAUCUAAUAACUCUCGUAUUAGAAACAAUAGCCCAUCAUCUAAUGAAAUAUAUAAUAACAAUGGACAAAACCAGGGAUUCUGGGGUAGUGCCCUGGCUAAUAUAUUUGUGAUUGUUGGAUUUGCGGCCUUCGCAUUUACUGUCAAAUAUGUUCUGAGAAGUGUGAUCGAUUAACAGAAAGAAGAGUUAUCUCUUUUGUUACAUGGUAUAUACUAACAGAUGUUGGAUGGAGAAUAAUAAUAAGAUAGCUGAUUACUGAGUAUUAUUUUCAUACUCAUUAUUAAAUACACUGACUAACCCAUAAUAAUUUAUAGUAGUAAUCAUUUCAUUCAUUCACUCUGUACUCUUUCAUAAUUAUUUUCACAGUAAAUAUUGGUAUGUGCCAGUCAAAUUUUCAGUAAUGUUAAGAAACUAAUUGAAAAGAAAUAUAUAAUUGAUAACUACAUAUUUUAAAUAUAUAAUUAUUAAUUAAAAUUCUCAACAAUUUCAUAGGAAAAUAUGUUGAAUCUACCACAGUUGGGGUUCUCUUUUAAGAGCUUAUUCGUAUAGGAAAGUGAAUCUUUUUAUUGUUUUUAUAUGCCCACAUUUUAAUCUGGUUGUUUAUUGCUGUUACACCCUGUCCAUCUUUUUGUCUGUUCGUCUGGCGUUCACAUUUCAGAGCCUACAAUAAACUAUAUAACUUUUUGAAAUUUUGAGAUUUUCAACUUCCAUAUACCCCUUAGUCCGGAUCCGGAAAUCUUGUUAGCACAAUUGUUGCUUGAUUUGUAAUCCUUUCUGUCUGAAAUGUAUGUUGAAUAUGUAUCCUAUGGAAAAAGAGAACACUUGGUUUUAAACGACUUCCAGGGUGGUUCUAUUGAUUUUCAAAGAUGUUUAAUAACAAUAGUUAUUUCUCUUUGUUACAAAAACUUGUUAGUGCCUUAGUAGCCUUAAUAAGAAUCUGAUAUUUUUAAAAAUUUGUGUGAGUUGUUUAAAUAUUGAAAGGAAGAAGCCUUGUGAUUUCUAACAUUAAGAGACCUUUUGUUAUGUAAUAUUGUUAACAUCUUAGAGGCUUUAAAUAUGAUUUGAUCAUUUCGACAUUUUUAUGUGUUGUUAGCUCAUAACAGACUUUAACAACUGUUGGGCGUAUGAUUCAUUGUCCUGCAACCUAUGUUAUAUUUAUAAUAUAAACUGUAAAACUGUGAUGACAGAUGAUAAAUCAGCAAUCAGUGCCAGGCUGUAUCAAAUGUGUGAUUGCAAGCCAUGAUUUGGUGGUAUGGAUGAUUUUUACACCAAUUUCAUACUUAAUUAUGACUUACAACCAUAACUGCUGAACACAGCACUGUAUCAUGAUUUAAAUAUAUCUACUUGUAAAUAUGUAAAUAAACCAAAAAAAGCAUAAAUAUUGCACUAUAUAUAUUAUUUAUCUUACUAUUCUUGUGUAUUUAAGUCAAAUGUGCAAUACACAAUUUUAUAUUUGGCUUCAAUAACCCUGAGAGACACAGACAGUGAAUUCUAUGAAAUAUUUAUUGUAAAGUUGACUCAUAAAUUAGAAGAUUAGUUGGUCUAAAUUUUGUAUCAUUUGUUUUUAUUUAAUUACAUGUGAAUUAUAAAGUCUGAAAAUCUUGAAGUUUGAUUAAAAACAUGGAGAGUAUUAAAAAUAUGUUUGAUUGUCUACAUUCUAGUCAACAUGAAGCUGAGAGUGUAAAUGAAGGAAGUAGAAGCUCUGAUUAGAAUUUAAAUAUCCUGUUAACCUUAGGCGGCCUUUUCAUCCCCCGUUUUGUUAUUUAAAUGGUACAGGGUUAACCAAUUCAAGAAAAUGUUCAUCUUGAUCAAGAUAUUUAAUGACAUGAUACUAGUCAUUUGUUCAUAUAUAAAAUACAGGUAGCGGGGUGUAUAGGAAGAAGACUGUUGAUUUGUUUUAACAUUGUGGGAAGUAUUUAAGGAUUGGGGAAGUCAAUAGUAUUUAAAGCAAGUUAAUCCAUAUAUUAUUAGCAUUUUAUGGAGAUCAACUUUUUUCUUGAAGUCUUUUUGAGAUAUACUAUUUAGAGACUAAAUAAAUGAUGAAAUGGUCUUCAAAAGAGAAAGAGAUAAAACGACAGAUAAUGAUUAAGCAUAUACUGUGUUAUUAAGUAGUAAAGCAUCUUAUUUUAUCAAUAAUUUUAAUUUCUAGAAGGGGUAAGCUUUAACCAUGAUGUUAAGCAAAUUUGGGUUGAGAAUCAACACGUACCUCCUUCAUUGUACCUUCCUGCAUUAAUAUAUACUUUUGAUACUCACUGUUUUAUGUCUUUUAUUUGCUGAGUUGUCUUCCUUUGAAACUACAUUUAUUAAUAUAAAUUUCUGUAUUAAAGCUACUUAUAUUUUCAA
This is a messenger RNA of Patella vulgata (common limpet), 3000 nucleotides long. Its product is annotated as ubiquitin-conjugating enzyme E2 J2. Lineage: Eukaryota; Metazoa; Mollusca; Gastropoda; Patellidae. The record is from RefSeq and is a predicted model, not a curated record. Bases 103 to 831 code for a protein of 242 amino acids. The transcript has 8 exons.